CUAGUCCAGAGAAUCGGGUUUAUUCAGUUUUGGUCCCAACCAGGGCAGGGCAAAAGCUGCUACACGAGAUUUGUAGGCUAAACAGGAUUAUUAAUUACAUCUCGUGCAUGAUAUGAGCUCAUAAUUAUUAAGGCCAUAUAGGGUCUGAAGCAAAAGGUUUGCGGAACAUUCCAGAUGUGACACGUUAGUGCGUGCGUUAAGUUCAAGGGAUUGCCAUGCUGUCAUUAGCCAAGAUUGCUUAAUUGUUUAAGUGAAAAAGCCUAUAAUAGCCUACAUAUUUAACUGGGACUCGGAGAAAGGCGCUCUUGAUCAUUUCGAGUAGUCAGUGGGCGGUCUCCAGCACUUGAAAGAAAGCUCCAGUUCACUGCUCAGCUGCGGUAUUGGGUGGAGUCUUGUGCGCUUGACGCUUCACUGGAACAGGAGACCUGCUACAUUACGCACGGAGAGGUCGCCAAGUACGCCUGUACCGCGAGGAGACUGGAGGGCAGGGAACUCCGAGAACAAAGCUAACGAUUUUAUGUUUUUGUUCUACGAAAAGGAAGAGUUUGUUACUCCAUCCCUGUAUACAGAGUGACGUUUUGGGACAUUUGGAUAUAUAUUUUCUCAGAAGCCUAUGGUUCUUUUAAGAUUAUUAUAAAGGCUACAUCGAAACCAAUGGCGAGAAUGGAAUGUCAAAGCAGUCCACCUUGACAAAUCACCCAUCAACAGCUUUGAGCAUCCAUUACUGCUUGAGGAGAUUAAAAGGUCAUUCAGAGUGAGAGCAGACACGUUCCCUCGACUUUCUCUCCAAGGACUGCUCGGAAACCCCUGGCCCCUCAUGAGAUGCCCACGAGUCGCCUGGCAUUUGACCCGAUAACCAUGGACGUCCGAGUGAAGGCCAAUCCGAACCUCCACUUCGGGGUCAACGGGAGUCACGACGGCGCUGAUAGAAACUCCCACAGUAAACCAUUUGAGGAUAAGGCGCUGCAUUUCUUAAGCCAGGAGGAGCAGGAUUGUAUCCUGUUCUUUGAGGAGACCAUCGACUCCCUGCUGACUACCCCAGCAGUGGAUGAGCUUGAUGAACCAGGACCCCCCAUCCUGGCAUCCGCCCCCAGCCUCAGCCCCGUACCACCCCUCUCAGCCUUGGACAGGCCGACCAAGAACCAGGACAUCAUAGACCUGGUUCGCCCAGCACAGACUGAUCUGGUCCACCCCACACAUGCACCAUUCAACCCCCCCAUGCCAGAUUUCACCCAGAAUAUGGUAAUGAACAACCCCGAGAGGCAUUUUGAGAACAAACCGAGGCGUGAGGUGAUGGAAAACUUCCCUACGGAGUACAACCUGCCCCUCCCUGGCAAGGACAGUGCCCCCUAUGGCCAUGCCCUGUACCAGCCUGUAGGCUCUGUCCCCACCCCCGUCCGCAUCGCUCAGAAGAUUGCAGAGCACCAGGGGAGUGCGGGGAACACCAACAUCCUCUCUUCCUCCCUCCUGCCCAACUGCCGUAGGAGCCUCAAUUUAGAGAACAGAGAGAGUCCAUCCACCCACCCAGAUUAUCCAAUCAAACAGGACCCGACCACCUCAGCCAAGCCCACCCAUUACCCCAACAACAUCAGCAUGAUAAUGGGCAGCAACCAGCACCACAGCCAUUCGCUGGCCAGUGUGAACCUCCAGGACAGGAAGUCUCAGAUGCUGGCUAACCUAUCAGGGACGACCCACCCUGUGGAGGCGGAGGAGCUCCAUGGGCUGCAGAAGGCCCAUGUAAACCUUCCCACCCGCAGUGUGUCUUUCAAGGAUCCCACUCCAAAUAAGUCCCGGAUGGAGGCACUGUCCAAACUGGGCUUGACCCGAAACAGCAGCACAAACACCAAACCCACUGCUGCCCCGAUUCCGGUUGCCACCCCUACACCCGUUCCUAUGCCUACCCCUACACUGACACCCGUGACUAAACCAGAAGUGGCCAGACAGGCAAAGACCUUGCCACCAGCAACAGUCAACAGCAACACCUCUCAUGCAAGUAUCCAUGACAACAAGCCUGCUUCUCCGUCGCCCGAAGUCUCGUCCAAGGACUUUAACAGCUAUGGCGGGAAGACCAUCGUGGUGAACCCCUCUAAGGCUGCUGCUGCUGCUCCCUCCACCAGCAGCCAUGGCAGUAAGGCCCACCCAGGGACCUCUCACAGUGACUUCAACCCUUACGGGGGUAAGACUAAGGUAAUGAAACCUGCUCCUGUUACCACAACCAGGGCUGACCUAACCCAACCAGACAUUGAGAGCAGGGACGUGCCUCCUCCAGCAUCCACCCCAGCCAGAGUGAUGUCUCCCCCAGCCUCCAUCCCAGCUAGAGUGAUGUCUUCCCCAGCCUCAACCACCCCAGCCAGAGUGAUGCCUCCCCCAGUCUCCACCUCCACCCCAGCCAGAGUGAUGCCUCCCCCAGCCUCAACCUCCACCCCAGCCAAUAGGAUGCCUCCACCAACCUCCACCUCCAUCCCAACCAAAGGAGAAACCAUGUCCUACGAGGUCAAGAGCUACGGGGGGAAGACCAGAUUGGUCACCCCAUCCCACACCACCCCCUCCCCCGUUUCCACCCCUGAUAUCCUCACACACACUCCAGUGAGGUCCCCCAGCAAAGCUUUAGCCCCAGUGCCUUCUCCAGCCUCCAGACCUUUCCGCUAUAGCACUCCCCCUAGCGCCAACAGGGCGGUGGCGUCUCCCACUUCUCCGGAGUCCCGGCCGAAGUCCAUCUCCAAGCCAUCCUUCCGCUCCCAGGGGAUCACAGUGCAGUUCUCCGGACGGGGAGUGACGGAUGAGUCGCGCAGAGAAGCUCUCCGGAAACUGGGACUGCUGAAAGACACUUUCUAACUCUCUGCAUAACCUCCAUUCAGCUUCCAGGUGGACAGACCUCUGGAGUUGUUCUGAAAGGGUGCGAGGCGUGGCAGGAGAGGACUCCUACAUUACGGUGGAAUGAAACAGGAUCCGGGCUGAAACCGGCACACCCGGUUCUGAGCGCUGAAUGCUGACAAACGAGUCCGACACGUCACAUGGCCUAGUUGACAAAUACACACACACACACACACACACGGACAUGUAUGCACACACAUUCGUCAAACAGACACACACGCACUCAAACACACACGUGCACACGCACUCAUACCCACAAAUGCAUUCACCCAACAACUCCCACACGUAUAUGCAUCAAAGCACUGUCUCUUUAUUGUGCUCUAUUUAACUGUGGUCCUACGAAGUGUUUUACAUUGCCUCUGAAUCAAGACAUAUUGUACUUUACAGAAAACACGUACCUCUAUUGUUCUCUGGGCCCGAAACAGACAAAACAAACAGACAUGUUCAAAGGGUUAAUGCAGAACAGCUGAAUGUCUUUGGCAUUGGCACAUUUGACAGAGACAGACUUUAUUCUACCUUUGCCACCUUCUGGAUGUCACAUCCUCAGCUACCAGUGAGAAUCCUUACAUGCUCUCGCUCUCCAAAGAUGGAUAUAUAUAUAUAUACCCAAUAUAUUUAUGCUUACUUUAUAUGACACUAUAUUGAUUACUGAUCCGUUUGAGCCGGGUACUGAUAAAGUGGACUUGAACCAUUAUAAACUGGCUGUGAAGUCACCUGAGAACUGAAGAGCCUCACAACAUGUCACUUUGUUUACCGAUUUCGGCGUUGUUGUUAUCCAGGGGGUUAUUAUGAGUGUGAUGUAUCUCACCGUUCAGCUCUUAUGAGCGUGAACAAGGUUUGAAGGACUUUCCCGGCAGAAUAAGGUUGAAUUGACUUCACUCACUAAUUGUCACGUUUACUCCCUCUCCAGCGCUCACCGUCACCAGUUUACUCUUUAUUACGCACACCUGCCAUCAUCGUUACGCGCACCUGUGCCUCAUGAAACUCACCUGGACUCCAUCACCUUCCUGAUUACCUCCCCUAUAGCUGUCACUCCCCUUGGUUCUUUCCUCAGGCGUUAUUGACUCUGUUUCUGACUGGCUGGUUCAUGUAUAUAGGCUACUCGUGUUGCUUGCAUUGUUCCAUGUUCAUUUAUUUAUUAAAUUCACUCCCUGUACGUACUCCCAGCGUACACGUUACACUAAUCUAUUAGAAUGUAUCUAUAUUCCCUGUGAGGACGGUAACCAUCCUACUCAUAAAUAUUGAUGAUAUCCUACUUGAUAGGUAUUUAUGCACCCAUUGAUCUCCACUGCUGCCUCAUGGUAUGUUAAUGACAGGUCACUCAGAAGGGGGGUACAUUCCCCCAUGCAAGAGCAAAGCUUAGGAAUGUAACAAUUGAUUGAUUGGCAUACCAAGCAAACUAAGCAGCGAUUCAAGUAGUUUGCAUUCAUGGACCUCAUAUGCUCAGCUCGAGGGUUAUCAAAUUAUUGGAAGUUCUGAAGUGACCCCAUGUGUUUUAUCUCCUCAUAUGACAUUUUUGUGAAUGUAAGUUGCAGAAAAGAACAGGCUUGAGUUUCUAGGAAAGGAGUGAUAUGUAACUACAGUGCUGGCUAAAGGGUAUUUUUACUCCAUGGAUGUGCCUCCCACAUAAAACCACUGAAUGUGGUUUGAAAAGUAGACUUUUACUACUUUGAGGGGAAAAAAACGUAACUUGGUGAGGACGGGCAAGGGCUUGCAAUGUCCAAAACACAAGCACUGAAGCCACAGAAUCCAGAAAUACUCACAAGGACCAUUGUUUUUUCUUGUUUUGCCCUUCUUUUGUUCAUGUACUGUGUGCUGAACUUGCAUUUGCAGUGUGUCAUUUAUCUGUCAUCAUAACUAUUGGUACAUAACCCUGGUGUGUGUGUGUGUGUGUGUGUGUGUGUGUGUGUGUGUGUGUGUGUGUGUAACAUGUUUGUCCAUUUUCAAGUUUUUUUUUUAAUGGAAAAAAAGUCAGACUCCGGUUUUGUAGUUCAUCUACAGUAACUCAUGAAGUAUCUAAUACACACAAACACACACUGGGAAAAUAUACCUGUAGUUUGCAGACCCAGGGAGAGAAACCAAAGAGACUCAUGUACAAAAUCUUUAUUUGACAUUCAAUUAACAUUUACAAAUUGUCAACUAAAGUUGCUGCUAUGGUACAACAGCGCCUUUAUAGUUUUGUCUCAUUGUCUUAUUGUACACAACGUUUAAUGUACAUCUGUGUCACCUAAUAAAGAGAGUAAUAUACAUUA
Messenger RNA from Oncorhynchus keta (chum salmon), 5126 nucleotides. RefSeq lists its product as uncharacterized. NCBI's taxonomy places the organism in Eukaryota, Metazoa, Chordata, Actinopteri, Salmoniformes, Salmonidae. The transcript is spliced from 5 exons. The coding region runs from base 823 to 2835 and encodes 670 amino acids. The record is from RefSeq and is a predicted model, not a curated record.